Prorocentrum cordatum is the source of this 462-nucleotide messenger RNA. The record is from the annotation of a GenBank genome assembly. Lineage: Eukaryota; Dinophyceae; Prorocentrales; Prorocentraceae.
AACAACGGGAAUUGGAACAACGGCCAGUUCCUGGGGCCCGUGGAGACGGAUGGCGCUUCUCUCGUGAACGCGACAGAGAAGUACAUGAUGCGCAACGAGGUCCGGCAGCAGCAGAAGCUCAGCUCCCAGUCGGGGGGCGCCCAGGCGAGCAGCUGCAAAAGCGGCGAGCCGGAGCCGCAGCAGGAAUGGUGGACAGACGACGGGUCCGCGCAGAGGAAAUCCACGGCUACCGUGGAUGUUGAGUCCACGCCGGCACCCAUUUUGGAUGGGGCCCCGGGCGCGCAGCGCGCGGCGGAUGUUGCUUCCGCAGACAGCGCGGUGGCUCUAGCUACGCCCGAGGACUUUCCGCAGCUGUCUAAUCAGAUCGUGGCGGGCUCCUGUGCCGCGCGCCCCGGAGUAGCGACCCCGCCAGAGGCGGCCUCUGGCGGAGCGCAGGACCGCUCGGGCGUCGAUUCCGACGGC